AUGACGCCACCGAUGCCAUUCUUUCUCAUCCACGCCACCGACGCCAUCGUCUUCUUCGCAUCAGUCACCACCAGCCGCCAGCGACGCCAACUACUUAUUUGGUCUCUUUCUUCUCUUGUGCCUUGCUUCUGUGCUCUGAAGAAUUUUUCAGCCUUAGAGAUAUGCUGUUUUGACUCCCCUGCUUCCAAGCCAAGGUCUGCUACUCGGAGAGCCACUAGUCCGAUGAGACGGUCAGCGAAAUGCUGGACAGAGGAAGAGCGCUGGCAAAAUGUUCUAAAUCCUGAAAUUGUGAAGGGACCCUGGACAAAGGAGGAAGUUGAGAGACAUGGUGCUAAAAGAUGGUAUGUUAUUGCAAAGUUCUUACCAGGUCGAAUGGGCAAGCAAUGCCGAGAAAGAAAUGCAUGGACAGAAGAAGAGGAGUCGGUUCUUACUUACUACCACCAACUCUUUGGUAACAAAUGGGCAGAAAUAGCAAUGUUUCUAACUGGAAGGACUGACAAUGCAAUGAAAAAUCACUGGAACUACACACUAAAGAGAAAAUCAGAUUCAUACUAACAUGUGGAUAUGCAUCUUGAUGUCUGGAAUGGUGAAUUAAGGUCGGGCCUUGGCAGAAAGACCUUGUGCAAAAACCUUUGAGCCUCAAAAGCAGAGACUCACCUAAGAGCUCCAAGAAUGAAGGCUGGCAAACCAAUGAACUUUGGGUAUUCAUCCACUUUACGUGUA
Prunus avium (sweet cherry) is the source of this 723-nucleotide messenger RNA. The record is from RefSeq and is a predicted model, not a curated record. NCBI's taxonomy places the organism in Eukaryota, Viridiplantae, Streptophyta, Magnoliopsida, Rosales, Rosaceae.